GGAGAAGUAGAGCAAAGGGUGGGUAACUUGGUGGUAGAACACUACUUGAAAAGUAGCCUACGCCACUACAGCAAAUAUAAGUUCGUGCAGUUGCUUACUUUCGGUCCACAACAGACACCGACAACGAUGGCUCUCGUGAUAAGGAUAAUUUUCCUAGCAAGUGUUGCAUAUUUAACUUCAACAGCGCACGAUGGACCACUGAUCCACACCAAGCUGGGAGCACUCAGAGGCGAGUACUUGCGAGUGAGGGGAAAGACGUCAGUGGUUCACUCCUACCUGGGCGUGCCCUUUGCUAAGCCACCUGUGGGACCCCUCAGGUUGGCCCCACCCCAACCUGUGCAGGGAUGGGAGGGAGUCAGGGAUGCCACCAAGCAACCACCUAUGUGUAUACAAGAUCGACAGAUGUCUUUAAAUGUGUCGGAAUUGGUUGGCAUGAUUAUGGAAAUUCCUGAGGUGUCUGAGGAUUGCCUCUAUCUCAAUGUUUACACUCCUGUCAAACCUUCUGAAGAUGCUAAGUUAUCAGUCAUGGUGUGGAUCCAUGGGGGAGGGUUUUACAUGGGCUCCGCCUCCUUUUAUGAUGGAUCUGUCCUGGCAGCCUAUCAGAAUGUGGUGGUGGUGCUGAUUCAGUACAGAUUGGGAAUGCUUGGCUUCUUCAGCACUGGGGAUGAUAACGCCCCUGGAAACUGGGGACUCUUGGACCAGGUGGCCGCACUGCAGUGGGUCCAGGAGAACAUCCAGAGCUUUGGAGGGGACCCCUCGUCUGUCACCAUAUUUGGAGAGUCCGCGGGGGGGGCGAGUGUGUCACUGCAGGUUCUUUCACCCUUGAGCUCUGGGCUGUUCCAUCGAGCCAUUGCUGAGAGUGGCACUGCAGCCUCGGAUCCCCUCGUCACCUCAGAGCCUUUGGCCGUAGCCAUGAUGGUGGCCAAUGCAUCAAGCUGUGCUGGCACCAAGCCACACAAGAUUGUGGACUGUGUCAUGCAGAUGUCAACUGAGGACAUUUUGAAGAUUGCAAGGAGUCAAGAAUUCAUAUUCAUGGUGACAGUUGAUGGACAUUUUUUACCCAAACCUGUGAAGGACCUUUUUAAAUCUCACGAAUUCAGCAAAGUGCCAUUAAUUAAUGGCAUUACCAAUGAUGAAUGUGGAUGGUUAAUGCCCGCGAGCAUGGCACCACCUGGCUGGAUAGAUGGGAUGGAUCUAGAGACUGCCAAACAGAUGAUCACCCCCUUCCUCCUUUAUUUUGUAGACAGCGACGUUGUUGACUUCAUUUUGGAAGAGUAUCUGGGGAAUGGAGAGGACAUGUUGAAAAACAGGGACGCAUAUACAGAACUCGCUGCGGAUAUAGUCUUCAAUAUGGCUGCCAUCAAGCUAUCAAAAGCUCACAGAGAUUCUGGUGCACCUGUUUACAUGUAUGAGUUCCAGCAUCCUCCAAGAUUCCUUUCGUACAAGCGCCCAAGCUUUGUCAAAGUGGACCACGGAGACGAACUUGCCUUUGUCUUUGGAGGCUGCUUCAUGAAAGCCCAUGUCAAGAUAAAUGGCUCGUUCACUGAGGAGGAAGAUGGGCUUUGUACAACAGUGAUGUCAUACUGGGGCAACUUCGCUCGCACUGGAUCUCCCAAUGGUCCUGGGUUGACCCACUGGCCGAUGUACGGUGCUGGGGAAGAGUACUUGGGGAUCGGGCUGAAGCAGCAGGUGGGAAGCCACCUGAGGGCCAACCGCUUCACCUUCAUGACGGAGACUCUUCCCAAGAAGAUACAACAGCAGAAGCAAGGACCACUGAUCCACACCAAGCUGGGAGCCCUCAGAGGCGAGUACUUGCGAGUGAGGGGAAAGACGACAGUGGUGCACUCGUACCUGGGCGUGCCCUUUGCUAAGCCACCUGUGGGACCCCUCAGGUUGGCCCCACCCCAACCUGUCCAGGGAUGGGAGGGAGUCAGGGAUGCCACCAAGCAACCACCCAUGUGUCUACAAGAUCGACAGAUAUCUCUGUUCUUUGCAAAAGAAUACAACAUGGUUAUGGAGAUUCCUGAGGUGUCUGAGGAUUGUCUCUAUCUGAAUGUUUACACUCCAGCGAAACCUGCUGAUGAUGCAAAAUUACCUGUCAUGGUGUGGAUCCAUGGUGGAGCGCUAGUCAUGGGCUCCGCCUCCUUUUAUGAUGGAUCUGUCCUGGCAGCCUAUCAGAAUGUGGUGGUGGUGCUGAUUCAGUACAGGCUUGGAUUGCUAGGCUUCUUCAGCACUGGGGAUGAUAACGCCCCUGGAAACUGGGGACUCUUGGACCAGGUGGCUGCACUGCGGUGGGUCCAGGAGAACAUCCAGAGCUUUGGAGGGGACCCCUCGUCUGUCACCAUAUUUGGAGAGUCCGCAGGGGGGGUGAGCGUGUCACUGCAGAUUCUCUCCCCACUGAGCACUGGGCUUUUCCACCGUGCCAUUGCAGAAAGUGGUACUGCAGCCAUGGAUCUCAUCACUGGCAUUCAGCCUAUGGGCACAGCCAAGACUGUGGCAGACAUAUCGAACUGUAUUGGCACCAAACCACAGGAAAUUGUUGACUGUGUAAUGCAAAUGUCGACUGAGGAUGUUUUAAAUGUUACGAUGAAUACAGGUUGGAUCUAUGGGCCGGCCCUGGAUGGACAUUUUUUACCAAAGAAAGUGGGGGACAUUUUUGAGUCUCAGGAAUUCAACAAAGUGCCAUUAAUUAAUGGUAUCAACAAUGAUGAAUGUGGGUGGCCAGUGGUUUCGUCAAUGGCUCCACCUGGUUGGGAAGAGGGAAUGGAUUUUGAGACAGUCCAAAAGUUAAUAGCCGCCUUCUUCCCAAACACAGAAGACUGGGCCAUUGACUUGGUUUUGGAUAAGUACCUGGGGAGUGGGGAGGACCGCAUCAAAAACAGAGAUGGAUUCACAGAGCUCUUAGCAGAUCUAAUCUUCCUUAUUCCUGCCAUCAAGCUGUCGAAGGCUCACAGAGAUUCUGGAGCACCAGUUUACAUGUAUGAGUUGCAGCAUCCUCCAAGCAUACUCACGGACAAGCGUCCAAGCUUUGUAAAGGUGAACCAUGGAGACGAUAUUGCAUUUGUGUUUGGAGGCCCAUUCAUGAAAAGUCAUGUCAAGAUUAAUGGCACCUUCACAGAGGAAGAAGACGAGCUUUGUAGAACAAUGAUGUCAUACUGGGGCAACUUCGCCCGCACUGGAUCCCCCAAUGGUCCAGGGUUGACCCACUGGCCGAUGUACGGUGCUGGGGAAGAGUACUUGGGGAUCGGGCUGAAGCAGCAGGUGGGAAGCCACCUGAGGGCCAACCGCUUCACCUUCAUGACGGAGACUCUUCCCAAGAAGAUCCAGGAGAUACAACAGCAGAAGCAGCAGCGCAGUGAUGAGCUGUAGAGGGACACUACAAUCUCUCUUCACAUGAGAACAACACUCCCAUUAGAGUCUUCACCGCAUGGAUUAAUGUUAUUAGAACUAGAUAGACUAUUUUAAUGGACAUAGGAAUUUAUAUGGAAUCAUAAAAGUGAAACCAAUAUCUAGUGCUAUUGAUGGAGGGAUGGAAUGAAAAAUCAUGGAAUGAAAGUUCUAUCACAGCCUGGUUUGUGUUCUCGUGUGUGUGUAAAUGUGAGGCCACCCUCAGAAACCUUAAAUAUAGAAGUUUAUGGGCCCUAUGACAGUCUAAAGCGCAUGGUCACUGGCGAAUAGUUUAAACAAAUUUCGGGGUUUGUCCAGUCCAUAUUGGGUGUGGUUUAGUUAUAAAACGUUAUGAAACGUCACAAGAAGGUGGGCCUUAUGUUUCUUAAUCAGUCAUGAGUGUGUUUUGGGCGUAACAUCAUUUAAACCAAUGAGAAUGACAUCUGUCAUUCCCUUUAACUGCGCGGAGCCAUUGUAGCCUAAUCAUGUAAAAAAAGUAUCAUCCUCAUGUAACAUGCUGUUUUAAUGUUGACACUGUAAACAUUCUCUAGGAAGGGUGAAAACCAGUUUGCAGUAAAACUAACCACAACGUCAUCUAUCGCAGGAAAAAAAGAGCGAGCAGCCUAUGAUAACCUAAUUAAAUGCCCAGUGAGUUGGUUUAAAGUGUGUGGCGGGCCAUAGUUUGCCCACGGGCUAGAGUGAAAAGGAUAACUCCACAAUCUCCUCCAGCCUUGUCUUUGUUGCCUUGUGAUUUCCUUUUAAAAGUUUCUUAUAUUUAAAAGUAGCUAUCAAUUAUAAACAAUGACAAGCCAGCCAGAACCUGCCACUAGUGCAGGGCAAUAUGUAGCAACAAAAAAGAAAAUAAAUGUUGUGCUGGGUGGAAAACGAGUUUUACACCAUGCGCCAGGGUGCAAAAUAGGGGCUUAUGUGUCACCUGGACGAAUCUGAGAACAGUAUCAUAGAGGCCUUAACCAGUUCUAGCUGUGUGUGGUACUCAUCCAGGCUUAGAAAACACUGGCAGGAGAAUCUACACUGUUGAGUGAAUGAUUGAUUGAUUGAUACAUCGAUCAUGUAUGUUUCACUUUAAUGAGAUGAUUUAUUUUAUUUCAUUUUUAUCUAUUUACUUAAAUAUUGUAUAUCCUAUGGACCCUCCUGUGAGUCUGAAAUAAAGAUUAAAGUGAAUUGAA
Molecule: messenger RNA, 4574 nt
Organism: Alosa sapidissima (American shad)
Lineage: Eukaryota; Metazoa; Chordata; Actinopteri; Clupeiformes; Clupeidae
Gene: ces2b
Product: carboxylesterase 2b
Exons: 25
Coding region: 127-3369 (1080 amino acids)
Molecular function (GO): hydrolase activity
Source: RefSeq, a predicted model, not a curated record